CCCCUGGGGCGGAGUUUCGGCCGGUUUCCCCGCAUCCUUGGGUGCGGCCCCCAGCCCCUGCUGCCGCCCCUGGCAUCCCUUGCUCCCCCCGCUGCCUUCUGGCCCGGCUGUCCCCGUCCAUGGCCUCGGUGCAGGCCAGUGUUGGCCCCAGGAUGACCGGGACCUACACCUUCUCCAGCCAGCCCCGGGCCCUGCCCUCUCAACGCCGUCGCUACCGGAGCAACCUGGGCUCGAUGCAAGAAGAGGAGCCUAUUCAUUAUGGAAACAUCAUGUAUGACAGGAGGGUGAUUCGAGGCAACACUUAUGCCCUACAUACGUUACCUGUGAAUGCCCAACCAGAUCCCGUUGAACUCCACAAGCAGCAAGAGGCCCAGAGGAAAGCACUGGCCAGAAGGCGAGCUAAGGAGCAGCUUCAACCAAGAACUCCUGAGCCUGUGGAGGGGAGAAAGCAUGUGGAUGUGCAGACUGAGUUAUACCUUGAAGAGCUCAGUGAUCACGUAGUAGAAGUCGACAUGGAGUGUCAAACCGAUGCUUUUCUGGACCGACCACCCACACCCCUCUUCAUCCCAGCUAAAACCGGCAAAGACGUAGCCACCCAAAUUGAGGAAGGAGAGCUUUUUGACUUUGAUAUCGAAGUCAAGCCAAUGCUAGAAGUUUUGGUGGGAAAAACCAUUGAGCAGGCACUCCUGGAAGUAAUGGAAGAAGAAGAGUUGGCCAACCUGCGAGCCCUUCAGUACAGCUAUGAAGAACUGCGUAACGCAGAGCUGGCAGAAGUGCAGAGACUGGAAGAGCAGGAGAGACGUCACAAAGAAGAGAAGGAGCGUCGCAAAAAUCAGCAGAUGGAAGUGAUGCUCAAACAGAACGAAACUUCGGAAAAAAUCGCCGCUCGAGCUUUUGCUCAUCGAUACCUGGCUGACCUCCUUCCAUCAGUCUUCGGCAAUCUCAGGGACAGUGGCUUUUUUUACGAUCCUGUGGAAAGAGAUAUUGAAUCAGGAUUCCUUCCAUGGUUGAUGAAUGAAGUUGAAAAAACCAUGGAGUACCACAUGGUGGGAAGAACAGUACUUGACAUGUUGAUUCGUGAGGUGGUUGAAAAGAGAUUAGACAUGUUUGAAAGUGGAAGAUUACAAGAAUCAACAGUAUCCCAAGAAGGAGAGGACUCUCUGAAGAAAAGUUCAGAUGACAAGUAUUCUGAGGACACAAAAGAACCCGAAGAGGACAUAGGAUCCCUUGAAAAGUUGCCAUCCACAGACAAGAAGGACUCCCUCAAGCAGAAGGAAUCUCAGGAAGCAGUGGGGUCAACCGAGUCCUUAGAGAAAGAGGAAUCCCAGGACCAGAGUGGAUUAUCAGAGAAGAGUGAAUCUCUAGAGAAAGAAGAAUCUGAGGAGCAGAAAGAACCUCAGGAGUUUUGAAGAAAAAAAAAAAGCCAACAGUCGAAAAAUCAGGUAAUGAAAAGUAAGGCCCCAGACAAUGGA
Messenger RNA from Tachyglossus aculeatus (Australian echidna), 1472 nucleotides. It is a transcript of the gene RSPH3, whose product is annotated as radial spoke head 3. The record is from RefSeq and is a predicted model, not a curated record. NCBI's taxonomy places the organism in Eukaryota, Metazoa, Chordata, Mammalia, Monotremata, Tachyglossidae. The transcript has 8 exons. The coding region runs from base 120 to 1409 and encodes 429 amino acids. Gene Ontology annotation, cellular component: cilium.